Anguilla anguilla (European eel) is the source of this 1920-nucleotide messenger RNA. RefSeq names its product eukaryotic translation elongation factor 1 epsilon 1 (gene eef1e1). The coding region runs from base 58 to 579 and encodes 173 amino acids. The record is from RefSeq and is a predicted model, not a curated record. Gene Ontology annotation, cellular component: aminoacyl-tRNA synthetase multienzyme complex; cytoplasm; nucleus. The transcript is spliced from 4 exons. NCBI's taxonomy places the organism in Eukaryota, Metazoa, Chordata, Actinopteri, Anguilliformes, Anguillidae. Gene Ontology annotation, biological process: positive regulation of DNA damage response, signal transduction by p53 class mediator.
GGGCCAAUCGCGGUGGAUAUUUAUUGGGUCCGUGCUCCUGAAUGACAGUCAGCAAAGAUGGCGUUGAGAGAGCUGUCCUCGCUGGAGAAAUCACUAGGAUUGAAAAAGCCAAACAAGUACAGCACGCAAGGCGACAAUAAGGUUCCAGUUCUUCAGAUCAACAAUGGGCCAAGCCUGUCCGGGCUAGUGACCAUCGCCACUCAUCUGGUCCAGGAGGCCAAGCGGCCAGAGCUGCUGGGCGACUCUGCUGAGCAGAGGGCCGUGGUGCAGCAGUGGCUGGAGUACAGGGUCACCAAGCUGGACAACUGCCCCAAAGAGGAAAUCAAGACCAUCCUUAAGGACCUUAACCAGUACCUGGAAGAUAAGGUUUACCUGGCUGGAAAUAAUUUCACUUUAGCUGACACUCUCAUGUACUACGGAAUUCAUCACAUAAUGGUGGACCUCACCGUUCAGGAGAAGGAGAAGUGGGCCAACGUGUCCAGGUGGUUCGACCACGUCCAGCACUACCCCGGAGUCCGACACCACCUGCCGCCGGUGGUGGUCUCGAGGAACCGCCUCUACACUGGCGGGCACCACUGAGCGCCCUGCCGGCACACGGCGGUCGGCUGCUAUUGGCUGCUCUGGGGGGGGGGGGAACAUCGUGACCUCUCCCCACCUAGCCCCGCCCCCCUCCCCUCCCCCUCAGCAUCCGAAGUCCAGAUUGCUAAUACCCGGGUGUACCCUGUGAAAAGUGAGGAACCUGUCUGGGUUGGGUGGUGUUUGGUUCUGAGUAUUUUUGGUUUUCUGGGGGUGUCUUUUUUCUUGCAUAUUAAUAUAUUCAAAUGAUUGAAGAGGUUGAAAGAAUCAGGUUGUUGAGGGACUAUAUUCAGCUUGGAGCAGAAUGCUGAAACGAUUCAUGUUCAUUUUGCAGGUGUUUGCAAGUGGCUGUUUGCAAGUGGCAGUAUGAACUGCAUAAUUUAAAUGUAACAUUCAGUGGAAUCUUAUCUGCCAGUGUAAAAAAAAUACUAAAACUGUGUGAAUAGGCCCUAGGGAAAAUGCCAUAUGUGCUUCAAAUCUGAAGCCUUUAUGAAAUGUUUUCUUGUUUAAGAAUUUUCAAGAAUAUCGAAAAUCUCUUCGUUCCUGCAGAAAACGCUGCGUCGUUUUUUUUUUUUCCCCCCCUUCUUCUUUGCAAGCUAGUCUCGGAGAAAGUUUCUGCUUCUCCUCUGCCUAUUUUUGGUACAGUACAUCUAGCGGCCCGGGCAUGAGCCUGGAGUUUUAAAUCAGACUUGCUCGAAUCAAUCAGCGUGUUUAUGCUGAAGGGGAGAGGGCAGCUCACCAGCUGUACAAAUGGAUUGGUAAUUGGCAGAGCUGCUCUGUCCAUGGGGCCUGGGUGAGAACAGCGCAUUGUGUGUGUCGUUCCUCUCCGUUUCCCGUUCGGAGGGCUGGAGGGCGGGAAACCCUUUCAUGUGCAGCCUCCCCGUGUUUGUAUGCCUUGCACAAAUAAACUUGAUUUAUCUGUUCGCAGCGCACCGCGUCGCCCAUCCCCGCUAAUAUGCGUUUUGACCGCCGGCACGGUGGAAGAAUAACCCUUUGCAACACGCAUCACGAUAGGAAAUUUGCAGAAGUGAUGCAAAUUAGCACACGCAUUAGCAAGUUACAAAUUACAUUAUUACACACCCACUAGCACACUACCUGAUUUUGAUCAUUGUAUUCAGUUUUCUUUUUCUGUAAAAAAAAAAAAAAAAACGUGCAGGCUCAUACAUUUGUCAUGUUUACUCACUGUUUGGUGUAAUUUAGACAAAUGUUGGUCCUUUGUACUUUUUUAUUGCAGUUGCUCUGUAUGAGUAUCUUUUUAUGUGGAACGUCUGCUGCUUUACCGAUGUUUAAUCUCAAAUAAAUGCUGUCCUGUGCCAAUAAAGGGAAACAAAUAUGGUACUGUGA